UUCACCGCCUGCGGCCAACGCAGUCGAUUCGAUCGCUCCGGAAACGAUUCGUUAACGCUUAUACGGUGAUCAAUUCUGCCACUCGGAGAAACCAAUAUGGAUAUCGGUACCAAGUCGAGCAAGGCCGCCUUCUCCAUUGAGAAUAUCUUGGAGCAAAAGACAAGAACGGCACGGAGUCCGCCCAUCGAGACACCCCAUCGAUCUCAGUCGCGACGGGGCUCCUCCCAAAGUCCUGUGGCUGGGACAGCAGGAAUACCUUCGCCACCUGCAUUGGCCAUGCCCAAGGCAGCCCUGGCCACCAGCUCAUCCAUCGCCCUACCCGCCUCCACUUCCAAUAUCUAUGAUCUGUCCCGCGAGGCAGCCGCCGCCCAGUAUGCCCUUAAGAAUAUGGACUCUAGCACGGUGCUGGCACCCACCUCGUUACGUUUCAAUCCGAUCUAUCCGGAUCCCGCCUCGUUGUUCUACCAGCAGGUGCUCAACCUCCAGAAGAAUCCCUCGCUCUUCAUGCCCCACUUCCAAGCAGCCGCAGUGGCCGCCGCAGCCGCCGUCCAGCCAACAGCCUACUGUGAUCAAUACAGUCCUUUCGCCAUGGACUGCGAAGGCUUUCCAAAUCCGGCCUCAGCUGCCGCCGCUCUCUACUGCAAUGCCUAUCCGGCGGCCAGCUUCUACAUGUCCAACUUCGGCGUGAAGCGGAAGGGCGGUCAGAUCCGGUUCACCUCCCAGCAGACAAAAAAUCUCGAGGGACGCUUUGCCAACUCCAAGUAUCUCUCACCGGAGGAACGGCGACACUUGGCGCUCCAAUUGAAACUGACCGAUCGCCAGGUGAAGACCUGGUUUCAGAACCGGCGGGCCAAGUGGCGACGGGCCAAUCUCAGCAAGCGCAGUGCAUCCGUCCAGGGAGCAAUGGCCUCGGCAGGAUCCCCCACCACCGCCUCGAGUAGCAGCGUUCCCGUCCUGAACCUCGGCAGUGGGAGCCGGAGUGGCCAGCAGAGCGACGAGGAGGAUCGCAUGUAUCUGUCCGAGGAUGAUGAGGACGACGACGAGGAGGAGGAGACGGAGGAGACCUCCAAGUGAAGCUCGGAGAUGGCCCACUUACUCAUAAGAUAGUUCAGCAUGUAGUUAGGUUAAAUAAAUUUAUUUCAAUAGAAUUAUGGGUAGU
Drosophila rhopaloa is the source of this 1159-nucleotide messenger RNA. RefSeq names its product hematopoietically-expressed homeobox protein Hhex (gene HHEX). Bases 97 to 1074 code for a protein of 325 amino acids. The transcript has 2 exons. The record is from RefSeq and is a predicted model, not a curated record. Gene Ontology annotation, molecular function: DNA-binding transcription factor activity, RNA polymerase II-specific; RNA polymerase II cis-regulatory region sequence-specific DNA binding. NCBI's taxonomy places the organism in Eukaryota, Metazoa, Arthropoda, Insecta, Diptera, Drosophilidae. Gene Ontology annotation, biological process: regulation of transcription by RNA polymerase II; cell differentiation.